AUGGCGGCGCCCGUGUCGCCCUUGGUUACCGGAGCCAGACACGCCGCCCGCCUGCUGCCGGCUCGGGCCGCGGCCCAGCGGAGAGCAUACACAAUUCAGGCAGCUGAGAACAUAGCCCCUAAUACUCUAGCAGAUGCUAACUCUAGGGCCUUGUUGGUUUGCAAUGGACCUUUAGAACACUAUGACUUUCUGAUCAAAGCAGAAGAGCUGCAGAAUGAUGAACAACAACGAAGAGUCGUACAAUGCUUACAGAAGUUACAUGAGAGCCUUAAAGGCUACAGUAUCAGUCCGAACAAUCUUCUGUCAAAGCUCUUUGCAAAAAGCAAACCUCCGAAAGGUCUUUACAUCUAUGGAGAUGUUGGCACAGGAAAGACAAUGGUGAUGGACAUGUUUUAUUCUUAUAUAGAAGUAGAGAGGAAAAAGAGAGUCCAUUUUCAUGGUUUCAUGCUAGAUGUACACAAAAGAAUACAUCGUCUUAAACUGAGCUUGCCUAAAAGGAAGCCAGGACUAAUGGCCAAGUCAUAUGAUCCAAUAGCCCCUAUAGCCGAGGAAAUAAGUGAGGGGGCCUGUCUCUUGUGUUUUGAUGAAUUUCAGGUCACUGACAUUGCUGAUGCCAUGAUUCUGAAACAGCUUUUUGAAAAUCUGUUCCAAAACGGGGUUGUCGUUGUGGCAACAUCUAAUAGGCCACCUGAAGACCUCUAUAAAAAUGGGCUUCAGAGAGUUAACUUUGUACCAUUCAUCGCUGUGCUGAAGAAAUACUGCAGCACAAUGCAACUUGAUUCUGGAAUAGAUUAUAGGAAACGGGUUCUUCCUGCAGCAGGGAAACUUUACUACCUCACAAGUGAAGCUGAUGUGGAGGCUGUCGUGGAUAAGUUGUUUGAUGAGCUGGCUCAGAAACAAAAUGAUUUAACUAGACCAAGGAUUCUAAAAGUGCAAGGCAGAGAGCUGAAGCUGAAUAAAGCUUGUGGAACCAUUGCAGACUUCACAUUUGAAGAGCUAUGUGACAGACCAAUUGGAGCUAGUGACUAUUUGGAAAUAUGUAAGAAUUUUGACACAGUCUUUGUUCGUAACAUACCACUACUUACCAUAGCAAAAAGGACCCAAGCUCGCCGCUUCAUUACUCUUAUUGAUACAUUUUAUGAUCAUAAGGUACGUAUUAUUUGUUCUGCAUUGACACCUCUCCAAAGCUUGUUUCCGCUAGAACAUCAUGACAGUGGCCUGGAGGAAAGCAGAAUACUGAUGGAUGAUUUGGGGUUGAGCCAGGAUUCAGCUGGAGGACUUUCCAUGUUUACAGGAGAGGAGGAAAUCUUUGCAUUUCAACGAACUAUCUCACGACUUACAGAAAUGCAGACUGAACAGUAUUGGAAAGAUGGGGACAGAAGCAAGAAAUAGUUAUUUGUUCAAAGAUGAACAAAACCUCUCAGGACACAAAAAUAGUAUAUAAAGAAAAAAGAUUCUAAUA
Messenger RNA from Emys orbicularis (European pond turtle), 1462 nucleotides. RefSeq names its product AFG1 like ATPase (gene AFG1L). Gene Ontology annotation, cellular component: cytoplasm; mitochondrion. Gene Ontology annotation, molecular function: ATP binding; ATP hydrolysis activity. NCBI's taxonomy places the organism in Eukaryota, Metazoa, Chordata, Testudines, Emydidae. The record is from RefSeq and is a predicted model, not a curated record. The transcript has 13 exons. The coding region runs from base 1 to 1392 and encodes 463 amino acids.